AUGGAACACCUCCCGGGACAUCUCGUCCCCAGGGGUAACUACAGCACAAACGAGACCUAUGUCUACGCGUACUCACGGGGUCUGACCGGAGUCAACGUCCCUCGAGAUGUUCUAUUCACGCGAAUAAUCCUUGUUUCUGCCAUCAGUGUUGCAUUUAUCCUUUUCUGCGGCCGGAUCGCACAGCUCAGCCACGCCUACCUCCGCCAUAUAUCCUCCCUAACAGCCAGCAGGCGAGAGCAAACAUUCUGGAGCAUCGAAGACUCACAGCUAUGGGCAAACAUCAAGAAACACCUGCUUUAUGCCCCAAUUGGCAGGAAGAGACAUAACCGCGAGAUUCAGCUUUCCUCUGCUAUCAACGUGGGCACCCUUCCGUCUAGAUUCCAGACGAUCCUGAUUGUGCUAUACGUCGCGAGCCAGGUUGCUUACUGCGCUCUGCUGGACUACGAUGAGAACGUCAAGGCCGCCCUUGUGGCAGAGCUCCGAGGUCGAUCGGGAACGCUGGCCGUUCUCAAUAUGGUACCUUUGUUCAUCCUUGCUGGUCGCAACAACCCGUUGAUUCCCUUGCUGCGCAUCAGCUUCGACACCUACAACCUCCUGCACCGCUGGCUAGGCCGUAUCGUCGUCAUCGAGAGCAUAGUACACACCGUCGCCUGGGCCGUCAACGCCGUGGACGAGACCGACGUCUCCGACAUGCUAGACCGCCUCUGCAACACGCCUUUCUUCGCCUGGGGCUUGGUAGGAACAGUCGCCAUGACCUUUCUCCUCCUGCACUCUCCCUCGCCAAUCAGACAUGCCUUUUAUGAGACAUUCCUUCACCUCCACCAGCUUGCAGCCUUGCUCGCCUUCCUCGGCGUCUACUUCCACAUUGACCUCGACAAUCUCCCUCAAAUGCCCUGGAUCACCGCUAUUGGCAUCUUCUGGCUCUUCGACCGCACAGCCCGCUUCUUCCGCCUCAUCUAUCUUAAUUAUUCCCUCAAACGCGGCUCAACCUCCUUGGUCGUCCAAGCCCUCCCAGGCGAGGCCUGCAAGGUCACCUUCCACCUCCCCAAACGCGUCCACGUUCCAGCGGGCUCCCACGUCUAUGCCUACAUCCCCGGCGUCUCCCUCUGGAUGUCGCACCCAUUCUCCGUCGCCUGGGUUGACCCCAGCUCCUGCGUCACAAACCAUGGUUAUAUCGACAACGACAGACCACCGAAAUACAGCUCUGAUCUCGAAAAGCAACUGCCCACCCCACCAUCAACCCACUACAACGACCUCCCGACCAACGACAGAAUUCAACUAACCUCCGUCUCUCUCAUCGUCGCCGCCCGCAAGGGCAUGACCCGCAAGCUUUACAACAAAGCCCUCUCCUCUCCGAACUCCACGUAUUUAACAACUGGCUUCAUUGAGGGCCCCUACGCCUCCCAUCCCUCCGACCCCGCAACAUAUGGCACAGCAGUCCUCUUUUCAGCCGGCGCUGGGAUAACCCACCACAUGCUCACUGUGCGCGAUCUGCUCAUCCGCGCCUCACAAGGCCGUGUCCCCACGCAGAAAAUCUACCUCAUCUGGUCUGUCCGCAGCACAGAGCAUCUGUCCUGGGUACGGGAGUGGAUGGACAGCAUCUUGCGUCUGCCCGGGCGCCGCGAGAUUCUGACGAUCCAGCUUUUUGUAUCGAAGCCAAAGUCAAAGAGAGAGAUUGUGAGUCCCAGUGCGACGGUGCAGAUGUUCCCCGGACGGUGUAGACCGGAUGUUGUUCUGGAUGAGGUAAUUCCGAACCGAGUGGGCGCGACGCUUGUCUCUGUUUGUGGGCCGGGCGCGUUUGCGGAUGAGGUUAGGGAUGCGGCGAGGAGGCGAAUUGGGAGGGGUGCUGUAGUCGACUUUGUGGAGGAGGCUUUUACUUGGUAA
Molecule: messenger RNA, 1884 nt
Organism: Aspergillus nidulans FGSC A4
Lineage: Eukaryota; Fungi; Ascomycota; Eurotiomycetes; Eurotiales; Aspergillaceae
Product: ferric reductase family protein
Exons: 1
Coding region: 1-1884 (627 amino acids)
Biological process (GO): transition metal ion transport
Cellular component (GO): membrane
Molecular function (GO): oxidoreductase activity; oxidoreductase activity, acting on metal ions
Source: RefSeq, a predicted model, not a curated record